This is a messenger RNA of Didymodactylos carnosus, 3192 nucleotides long. The record is from the annotation of a GenBank genome assembly. Lineage: Eukaryota; Metazoa; Rotifera; Eurotatoria; Philodinida; Philodinidae.
AUGGCAAAAAACCACAUCAAACGAUCAGAUGGUAUCAACUGCCGCCGUCAAUACACAAAAGACGCAUUAAGUAGUAGUAACUUAUCAUCAAAUGAUUUAUAUCAACAAUGUGAAAUACUGAAGAAAACCAUACAGACAAUCAGUUUAAAUAAACCAGAAGCAUGGUAUUAUCGUCAACAACUAUUAGAAGCGUAUCAAAAGCUAAUAUUAUUUGAUCUUGAUUAUUCAUUGGACAAAAAAAUUGAACAUGAUUUAUGGAAUAUUGUAUUCAAAAGUCAAAUUAUAGAUAAACAAGAACAAAUAAAGGCGGACAAACGAAAUAUAAAACGGAAUGAAAUUCAAAGGAAUUUACAAUCGUUAUAUGAAUAUGCAAGAGGCUAUUAUAUGAAAUUACUCCAGAACGUUGUACAAUGUUAUAACUUCAACAUAACUAUAUGUAAACGUUAUAAUUUUAUAAAAGUUCCACAACGUUUAACAUCAACUGUCGGCACCGGUGAAAAUUUUAUUCGAAAAUGUAAAGAUGCAUCGCUAUUAUAUUUUAUUCAACAUAUAUUAGUGCACGUCGGUGAUUUUAAUCGUUAUUCAAAUCAAAUCGAUUUGGCUAAAAGUUUUUAUUUGAAUGCAAUUCAUAUCAUUCCAUGUUUUGGUCAACCUUAUAAUCAAAUUGGUAUUUUAUACGAAAUGAAAACAACAACAACAACCGCAUUCUCAUCAUCACUUGCGCAAAAUCAGUUGACAACAGCCUAUUACUAUGUUCGUAGUAUAGCAAUUAAAGUCACAUUUCCAUUGGCCAUAACAAAUUUAGAAAAAUUAUUUACGCGUUUAAAGGAUAUAUCCAUACAGCAUUACGCAAAUGAGCAAAAAUUGAAUGAAAAAGAGUUCAUAACAUUAUUUUUACAAAUAAUUGCCAUGAUUAAUCUAGAACAUAAUUUAGAUAAAGUAAAAUUGUUUAUAGAUAUAUUAAAAUCGACAAUGAUCGAUACAUUAUCAUCGUCAACAUCGAAUUUUGAUCGAAUAAGUUUAUGUCAAAUGGUUGUCAUUGUUAUGUUUACAUUUCAUCGUGCAUUAGAUCUAUUACCAUUGCCAACCACUCAACAAUCACAACAGGAUGAUGGAAUAACAUCGACAUCAACAAUACGCUCAUACUUAAAAUCGACACAACAAGAAAAACAAUAUGAUUUGACAAUGACAUUAUUUGUGACGAUUAUUGAACAAUGUUUAGAAGCAAUACAUUUACCAUUGUCAUUGAUGGUUAUUGAUGAACAUCAUUUGUUACCAGCUCUCUAUCUUUCAUUUGCUUAUCUAACAUCGAUAGAUAAACAAAAAUUAAUAGCAAUAAAAAAUGACAACAAUGUAUUUGCACAUCCGAUAUUUAAACAAAAAAUUACAUUUUGGACCAAUCUAGCAAAGUUAUUAAGAUCAUUUGGAGUUUAUGCAUCAAGUUUAAAUACUAACAAGGGAGUACCGUUACAAAAUGCUGAUGUUACAAACGCUUCUCCAGCAACAACAAAUAUCACGUCGUCAUUAUUUAACCGUUAUACAGAUUAUCCUCUGAAAGAAGAGCAAAUGUUAGAAUGUUUUUUACCAUUAAAAGAUUUACUUGUAGCAUAUUCAUUUAAAAAAUAUUCAAAUGAAGCAAUGUGUUUAAGUGAAAAAGAUGAACGACAAUUAAGAAAAUUACGUUUUGUUUACAUGAUAAAAUGUUUAUGUCAGAAUGGUUCUGUAAUGAUGAAUAAUCCAAUUCAAAAAACGUCAAUACUCUCGUCACAACAAUCGUUUGAACAUCUGAAAACAUUUAUCAAAGAUGAGAUCGGUAAUGCCAAAGACGUAGAUCCACGAUUAUACAAUCCUAAUAAAACAACAAAACCUGUUCGUGGAGCAAGAAAUGUAGCAUUACGUCAAUUUCUUGAGCCUGCCUUAGCAGCUGCUAUUGCAGCUUCUUCCACAACCUCAUCGGAAGCAGUUCCAGUGACAAAUACUGUUGCGAAAAAUGGAACGGCAACAGUGAACAAUGAGUCAACAACAUCAUCAAGUCCGUUAACACAGAACAAUAUUCCGCAGUUAAUGCAAAUAAAUACUGGGCUAGUGCAACACGGAGUUUCAGCUUUUCAUCAAUUAAAACCAGGUAGGUGGCUUCAUGUAUCUGGUGGGAAUGAUGACGCGUUACGCGUCAAAUGUGACUCUGUUCAGUCGUGGCCUCUACCACCACAAUCAUCAAGUGGUUAUUCAGGAAAUUCAAACUUUGAAUUGAUGUAUGGGACUAAUGUCGACAAAGAGCAACAACAUAAAAAAACAUUGCAGGAAGCACUUCGCUCUAACAUUUCACCGCCGAUGAUAAGGCAACAAAUGGAUAAUCGUCCACAAGAUUCCAGUAUGGGAAUAAAUCAAAAUAGAACGUUCUUUUAUAACGAAGAAAUGCAUACUAAUAUAUUGCAAUCUUAUGGUGAUAACAGCAAUAUGACUAUGCAUCAUAAUUCUGACGCUGAUAUUCAAACAAAUUUGUUUCCUCAGCAAAACCAAUCAUAUUUAGAUAAUGCUAUCCCAUCAUAUUCAAUACUUGGUUGGCCAUCACAUCCCCAAACAAAUGAGAUAAAGGAAUCAAAAGAAGCAGUAUUUUUACAUUCUAAUGAUUUAAUGUGUGAUGCGUUGGAUUACAGACCAAGUAUAAAUUCUGUGUGGAGCAGUGGUGUCAAUGCACCCUUACAAACGCAGUCUUCAAUUCCUAUGACAUGCGCCAAUACUGCAAAUGCAAAUAAUAAUUCAACAAAUUCCUUUCCUUCGCCAUUCAUACAAUCAUCUUAUCCGUAUAGCCAAAACACAUCAUCUCAGUCAUCAUCCCGUCACUCAUCUUUUACAAACCAUUUCUCUCCUUCACAUCUAAAUCAAAUGUUAGCGCCAGGUUUGAUGUUCUCACAUUUGCCAACGUCAACAACGAACUCAACGAGUUUAUACACAUCAAAUUCAAAUGAUGCAUUUAACAAUUUAAGUGUUAGUCCGCCACCCGGAAUAACGACAAAUCGUUUAAAAGAAUCAACACCAAUCAGUAGAGAACAUAUGCAUCUUAAAACAGUUCAACAACAACAACAACAACAACAACAACAACAACACGUUUUUCCAAGUAUAUUGUGGCCAAUGCAACAACAUCAAACACUCAACAUAAGUAUGCAGAAUGGCCAAGAACAACCAGAUUGA